Messenger RNA from Limanda limanda (common dab), 561 nucleotides. RefSeq names its product phospholipase A and acyltransferase 4-like. Gene Ontology annotation, cellular component: cytoplasm. Lineage: Eukaryota; Metazoa; Chordata; Actinopteri; Pleuronectiformes; Pleuronectidae. The transcript is spliced from 4 exons. Gene Ontology annotation, molecular function: glycerophospholipid phospholipase A1 activity; A2-type glycerophospholipase activity. Bases 1 to 558 code for a protein of 185 amino acids. The record is from RefSeq and is a predicted model, not a curated record. Gene Ontology annotation, biological process: N-acylphosphatidylethanolamine metabolic process.
AUGUUUUCCAAAAAGACAUGGCGACAGCCUGUUUCUCUUCAGGUGGAUCAGAGUGUGUCCACGGCCGAUUUCGGGGACUUGAUUGAGUUUGUGAACCCACUGCUGGGUUUGUCUCUUUGGGGGGUUUACGUUGGUGAAGGCUGGGUUAUCCAUUUUGGAGUGGGAGACGAGAACAUGACACAAAAAGCCUGCCGCAGCUUCCUUCAGCAGAUGGUUUCAAAGUCGAGCGCUGACCGUGUUCUGAAGAAGACCAGAGUCUGCACGCAGCGCGUUGCAGAUAUCAAACUGCCUCCAGGAACUCGAAUCAGCGUCAACAACAACAAACACAACCUGGUUCCGUCAACACAGGAGAUGAUGAGGCAUCGCUCUGACACUUUUCUGCUGCAGGAGUUCAAAUACGACCUGAUGAACUUCAACAGUGAGCAUUUCGCCACAUUCCUCCGGUACGGCCACGCUGUGUGCAACCAGAUUCCCUUUAAGACCAAGAAUGAGGCGCAUGUGGACACAACUCAAACUCUGCAAAUGAUAAUGCAGCAAAGGAUGGAGACAAAAACUUGAGAU